Messenger RNA from Teleopsis dalmanni, 901 nucleotides. RefSeq lists its product as uncharacterized. The transcript has 3 exons. The coding region runs from base 57 to 851 and encodes 264 amino acids. NCBI's taxonomy places the organism in Eukaryota, Metazoa, Arthropoda, Insecta, Diptera, Diopsidae. The record is from RefSeq and is a predicted model, not a curated record.
AUUACUUUAGUUUCCAACUCGAACGAAAGCGCACUAAUCGUUCUUUUAGCGGAAAAAUGAAAGCAACAAUUUUAUUAGCUCUUUUAGGCGUUCUGGCUAUUUCCGCCAACGUCAAUGGCGCCGCGCUUGACUCAACACCAGAUCUAAAUCCAUUUGACUAUAUCAAUUAUGCCGACAUUUUAAAAGCCUAUUUGAAGGCUUUCCAGCGUAUUAUGCCAUGUGGUUACGCCGCUUGGAAUCUACCACCACUUGCUCCAUACACUGUCGAUAAUUGGGAUUAUGAUUACAGUGGUGAUGGUUACAGCCUUGUUGGUUCUUUCUCCAAUUUGUAUGUUGAAGGUCUGAAUGAUUGGCAAUUGCUUGACUUCUCAUACAAUACCACCACUCAAGAAUUUAAUUACGAUGUUUUACAUCGCAAAUUGCAAAUUCUUUCUGAAUACACUGUAAAUGCUACAGCCACCAUUGCUAAUAUGCCAUUUACCUAUGCCGGUGAGGGUGUUCUGAACUGGAAAUUUACUGAUGUCCGUUCAAUUGGUGGUUACACCUUCCAAACUAAUGGGAUCAACCAAAAUGGUAUAGAAAUGACUAAUUUCAGAAACCAGGUUAUACUUGGGGAUGUUCAAGCUAAUAACUGGAAUAACUAUUGGAAUAAUGAAGUGAAUAACUUUGUCAAUCGUUGGUUGCGCAAAUAUGUGUUCUUAUGGACCGAAGAAGCACAAGCUAAUAUGGGUAAUAUAAUUAAUAACUAUUUACUUCCAGCUGUAAAUCGUCAAUUGGCUGAUCUCAGUAUGGACCAAUUUCUUGAAAUUUUGGUUGGUCUUACCAUGGAGUUAGAUCAAGUUAAAUGUUAAGUGGAUAAUAUGCAUCAAAAAAAAAAAGACUAUAGAAAAAUGUUUAAAGA